Molecule: messenger RNA, 1837 nt
Organism: Cottoperca gobio
Lineage: Eukaryota; Metazoa; Chordata; Actinopteri; Perciformes; Bovichtidae
Gene: slc7a6os
Product: solute carrier family 7 member 6 opposite strand
Exons: 5
Coding region: 49-1047 (332 amino acids)
Biological process (GO): developmental process
Source: RefSeq, a predicted model, not a curated record
AAAUAUUUCUCCUCCUCCCUGCCAGGCAAACUCAAACAGAGGGACAACAUGGACCCGAAUACGACGAUCCUGCGAGUCAAGAGAAAAAGGGGGACCGACCCCGCAGAUGCGCUGUUGCUGGCGUGCAAACGUAUUCGACCGGAGACGUCCCAGAGCUCAGGCGAAACGGUACCGGAGCCAAAUGAAGCUGAAGUGGAAAACUCUGUCUUCAAACUCGUGGCGACGGUAGCGACACAGGAUGCUCCUGUUCAGACCCAGUUACGGCAGGCUUUGGCUCGGCCUCGCAUGGCCCACGCACUGCGCCCCUCUGCUGCCAGUUCACAGCGGGUACUUGGGAACCUACGGAGCACAAAGUGGAGCACCCGGAGGGAAGAACGCUACCGAAUACUCUCGAGCCACCGUACAGGGCUGUCGAGCCCAGCUGAGCAGCAACCCCCCCAGACAGAAGCUUCAGAAGGCGUAGAGGACACUGGGAAAGACCAGGACAAAUGUUUGGGUCUUGGUGCAAUCCAGGUGGUUGACCUCCUGCAUGAGGAUGAAGAGAACCAGGACAAAUCCUCUGGCAAGACGCUGUCCUCAGACCCAGAGAUGAUCCUGUGUAACAGUACCAAGAUGCUGCGGGAGCGCCUGAGCAUAACUGGAGAAAGAAUUGGAGAAGAGCACCGGGAGCAGGACAACGACUACGUCUACGAUCUUUAUUACCAGGAAACGGUCACACCAGGGUGGAUCCAGGACAUCCUGUCUGUCAGGGCCUACGCCGAUGAGGGAGAACUGGUUCCUGACCUGGUGGUUCAUGAAGAGGAGGUGUAUGAAGAUGAGGAUGAUGAAAAUGAGGAAGGCAACUGGAGGAAUGACUACCCUGAUGAGGGCAGUGAUGCAGACAGUGACAGAGAGGAGCGCUAUGGUGGUUACUGUGAGGAGGAGCACUCGUACAGCCGGAGGAGCUGGGGGCUCUACCAGAGUGAAGUGCUGCAGGAGCUGGGCUGCCGUGGUGAAGAUAAAAAUGAGGAUGAUGAGGAUGACGGAGACAAAUAUAAUUCCGAUUGAUCUAACCCUCACCCGUCAGUGGCUCUUCCCAAUGCCCUCUCCACAAAUAACACCCUACUCCAUAGACCUCUGUGUAGGUGAGAGUGGAGGGAAACGAGGCAUAAAAGAAACAUUCUUAAAGUGUAGCAAUUAAUGUGUAGCACUAAUCAGAUUGAAAAUUGUUCAAUUGGCCGGGAACAUCCUGUUGAGUUAAAUUAACAAAACAAGUUAAAUUCUAUAUGCAAAUAUGUCAACAAAAACAUUUAUCAUUGGAUCAAAUAGCUUGUAACCCACUAGCGGUUUAUAAAAUGUCAUACAUAAGAUGUGAUUAAAAGUUUUUAGGAUGAAAUCUCUCCCUCCCUCUUACUACACAGGGUGCAGCUGUGGGUGUUAUUCCCUGAAGGAUCCAGAGUUAUUAUUAUUUUUUAACCGUGGUGGAGUGAAUUUGUGUGUGGGUGUUUGUUCAAUGUGGAUGUGUGUUAAAAAUGUUGCACAUUAGUGUGAUAUGCCUUGUAUGCUUUGUGCUGUUAACACUUCUGUUAGUGAGUGUCUCGGGCAGCGAGUGGUUGCAAUUUAGGGUGCAUUUUGUGCAUGGUAGUGUGUGUAGGUAUAAUUGUGUGUGUUAGAUUUUUUUCUUAAUGUGAAAGUGUGAAGCAUAUGUUAUGUUGUGGGUGUGUGAGUUUGGUUCAGAAAUUCCCCUUUGAAGCUCAGAUUGUUUCUCUUGGAUGCUUGUUGAAUUUAUUCAUUUUUUUGUAAAUAUGUAGAUGUGUAUAAAAAGAAAAAACUUUCAAAAUAAACUUUAAACAUCUCA